AUGUCCUCCGCACCACAUCGCAUGGACCCGUCCUCCGCGGACCAAACAGCAGUGUUUGCGGCUGUUUUCGUUGUCCGAGAUGCAGCGCAGCGGUGGGACAAGGCAGUCGCCUUUUCUGGCAGGUGCGAGAUCAGCGUCGACGUCGCGACCGACUCGAUCAUAGUACAGCACAAAGACCGCGGCUGGCGCAUAACCUUCCCCAUGGCGUCGCAGGUCAAGCGGCUUGUUCCCUGCCAAUCUUGCCGGCUCGAUCGGGUCAGCCGCGACGGGAGGCUUUGCGAUGACGGCUUCCCUUGCAGCACAUGCCAGCAGCGAGGCUCUCGUUGCAUCGCGCGCAGCGUUCUUCUUUCUAGCACGCAGGCUAUCGAUGGAGAGGCUGAGAUGGAAGCGGCGGCGGAAGAGGCCAGCCUGGUUGACCGCCAUCAUGCGCAUUUCGCCUUCUCCACCUGGUCUUUCGGUGCUGGGCCGCCCAACACGUACGAAGGCUACCUGCCGCUGGCCGUUCCGCAGACGCCCUCCUGUGCUAUAGUGGUGUCAUCGUCGUCGCGCAUACUCCCAGCAACUCCGCCGCUGCUACUGAAGGCGGAUUCCGAUGUGCGCAGGUCCAACCGUCUCCAAGAACAGAAGCGCAGGGCGGACGACACGCCGGUUCCUCGACCGCGCCUGACCGCCGCCCAGUGCGUGGCACGUAUGCGCAAGCUGGCGGCGGCGAGGUAUCUCAAUUCGACCAGCACGGUCGGCUAUGGCCUCGAACCACAACACCCGCCGCCCACGGUGGACCUCGGCGGGCUCGAACUCACCAUGGCCGAGAUAUCCGUCUUCCUGCUGAAUCUGGCCCACCGUCCCGAGGGUGCGAUGCGCAUCGUCAAUAGCGCGUGGACGCCCCAUCAUUUCUGCUCAUACCACAACUACUGCCGUGGCCUCAAGGGUGAGACGAGACGCCGCGGCCAACGCAGUGAGGGCGCUGUGCGCUCCACCAUUACCAAGAGCAUCCAGAAGACCAUGCGCAUCAUCACCGACGAAGACGACUGGCUGCAAACCUACCAUACCCCAGCCCCCACUCACGAUCUGAGCACCUCCAGCUGGGCCCGCCUCGCCGACAACCCGCCCGACCACUCCUUGCGUCAGAUGGGCUCCCAGAUCCGCCACUGGCCUCCCGAGAAGCACUCUCUCAACCUCACCCGUGCUGUGAGAUUCGCCGUCGAGAACCCACACAUCCCGGACAGCCAGCUUCGCUUCCCCACCCACGUCCGCUCUAUCGUCGAACGCCUGCCCGGCGGCUUCCGCUCUAGGACCGACGCGGCAGAUAACCUCGACCAGAAAAUCUUGAAGGACUGGAAAGACUUCCAGGAGAAGCAGGAGCUGUAA
Molecule: messenger RNA, 1368 nt
Organism: Lasiodiplodia theobromae
Lineage: Eukaryota; Fungi; Ascomycota; Dothideomycetes; Botryosphaeriales; Botryosphaeriaceae
Exons: 2
Coding region: 1-1368 (455 amino acids)
Source: RefSeq, a predicted model, not a curated record